UGUCAGCUCAUCAUUACCAUUAAUCCUCACUCGGUUAUUCAGUGUCAUGGACACUGGCCGUGACAGGCUUAUACCUUGAGUGCACGAUUACUUGCUUAGAGUUGUUUGAGACGAGGGAAAGGUCCGUAGUAGUUGUCUGGGGUGUGGAUCUUCUGGGCCGAGAUCAGGUCGAAAUAAAAGGUACAUUGUGGCAUAAUUUGAGGAUUAUUUGUAGAUGACGAUGGUAGCCAGAACCAUGUGGCUAAGGACACUAUGCAUGCAACAUUCGGCAAGAGUUUCCUCCACAUUUAUCUUAAAAUUUUCUGGUCGAAGUCAACAUCCUGGUCGUAGUAAACAUCAUAUACACACUUUUCCUGUUGCUUUCUACCCAAGAUGUGAACUAACAUCCAAAAGGUAUCAGGUAAAGAGAGGUCAGUUCAGCCACAUAAAUGGAGAUGACAUGAACUUUUUCACUGAUCUCCUUGAUCCCCAUCGUGUCAUAACCGAUGAGACAGAGCUUGAAGGCCACAAUACUGACUGGUUGGGGAUGGUUCGUGGUACAUCAUCAGCCCUUCUCAAGCCCAAAACAACUGAGGAAGUCUCGGCUAUUUUGGCUUACUGCAACAAGCGUAAACUAGCAGUCUGCCCUCAGGGUGGAAAUACAGGUCUGGUUGGAGGAAGUGUUCCAGUAUUUGAUGAAAUCAUUAUUUCAACUACCCUUAUGAAUCAAGUUGAAAAUGUAGAUACAUGGUCUGGAGUGGUUACAUGUCAGAGUGGCUGUGUGUUAGAAGCUCUUGAUCGACAUGUGUCCGAGUUUGGCCUGAUGGUACCGUUGGAUCUUGGAGCGAAAGGCAGCUGUCAUAUUGGUGGAAAUGUUUCCACUAAUGCAGGUGGGUUGCGUCUACUCCGUUAUGGGAACCUUCAUGGAUCUGUCUUGGGUGUUGAGGCAGUUUUGGCAUCAGGUGAAAUUGUGAAUUGUUUGUCAACAAUGAAAAAGGACAAUACAGGCUAUGAUCUCAAGCAUCUCUUCAUAGGCUCUGAAGGAACACUAGGAUUAAUAACAAAGGUUGCUAUCAAUUGCCCUCCAAGACCACAGUCAGUGAACCUAGCAUUUUUGGGCCUUCAGACUUUUGAUGAUGUUCUUAAAACCUACAAAGAUGCAAAGAACAAACUAGGGGAGAUCCUAAGCUCUUGUGAAUUCAUUGACUGGAGUUCUAUCGAAUGUGUGGAGAAAAACUUGAAGCUGAAAGCACCAAUUGGUGUACAUCCCUUUUAUAUGCUAAUAGAGACAUCAGGAUCUAAUAGUACUCAUGAUGAGGAGAAAUUAAAUAUCUUCCUGGAGGAGGCAUUAGAAUCUGGAAUUGUUAGCGAUGGCACAACAGCUACAGAACCCUCUCGAAUGCAGCAUAUCUGGAGCAUUAGAGAGAGAAUUGCAGAAGCACUCAUAGUUGAUGGCUAUACAUACAAGUCAGUUGCAAUAUAUGAUAUUUCACUGCCAUUACCUCAUUUCUACAAGAUGGUAGAGGACAUGAAAGAACACUUGGGCUCUAGUGUCAUUCGCUGCUGUGGCUAUGGCCACAUUGGAGAUGGAAACCUUCAUUUAAAUAUCACUAGCAACGAGUUUCAGAAGGAUAUCUUGAAUCGCAUUGAGCCUGUAAUAUACGAGUGGACAGCAAAAGUGAAAGGCAGCAUAAGUGCAGAACAUGGUGUUGGCUUCAAAAAGCGGAACUAUAUUCACUAUUCCAAGUCAUCUGGUGCUAUAACAUUAAUGAAGCAGAUGAAAACAUUGAUGGAUCCCAAUGGAAUCUUAAACCCUUACAAAGUUCUUCCUGAUAAUUAAGAUUUAAAACAUAAUUAUUCUUCUAUAGAUUAAAUUAACCCUUAAUUUAAAUUAGAUGAAUAUAGUAUACUAAACAUACCUCACCAAUUAGGGGAUUUUUAUAACUACAAAUGUUGUUGAGUAUUUAAUAAAUUUAACAAUUUUUGAGUAGAGUUUGGUUAGUGUAUUGAAGUUUCCAUUAUUACUGACCCUGGAUUGGUUCUGCUGUUUUUCUUGACAAUACUGUAAUUAAAUUUAACAUGUAGACACCAGUAAAUGUAUGCAAAUAUAAUUUAAACUUUUUGGCUUACCCCUUGCAGUGAAGACCAAAUGUCCUGUCACCUUGAUGUUGUCAAAUUGUCCCACUGAACAGACUUUUGUAGAAAUACUAGUACAGUACUGUAUUAAAAAUUAACUGUUUACAAGAAAAUAUUAUACUGUAUAGUGUAACCUCAAAAAUUCAGUAAUUUGUGCCAAACUCAUUUAUGAGUUUAACUAACAUUUGCCUUUUUGUUUUGCCAAAUAUUAAGGGGUUUCUCAAUUGUAAUACUGUAAUGCAAAGUCCGCUUAACUAGAUAUUUGGAUAUCCGGCCAAAAUUGCCUCUGGAUAAUUUACUGGCAAAACUUCACCAUAUUCUGACAGAAAUCUGGACAGAGAUUGGGUUGCAUAAAUUUUCAAGAACUACACAUUUCAAGAUCUACAGUAUCAAACAAGAUGAUGAACUACAACAAGGUACGUUCAAGUUUAAAUAAUAAUUUUUUAUUUAUAGUGUUAAAAUUUUAAUUAUAUUCGUUGUAUAACUUGCGAAUAUUGCAAAUAUGUACAGUAUUUUAAUUUUUGAACUUCUCUGAAUGUCUGGCUUAUCCGGUGAGGGCUCCUUCCCAUAUACAGUACAGGUAGUACAGAUAAGCAAGCAUAGUUUAUCUUAUGGUAUACUGUACAGUGUUUACACAGUCAAAUUAUUGGUAGCCAUUUAAAUUUAAGAAAGAUAGCUAUUAAAUCAAAUUCAAAGAUAUAAUAUCUUAAGUAUAAUAAUGUCAGGUCACCUGCGUUGGAUUUGUCAUCUCUGUACUGCAAGGUUCAGUAGCAAUUAGCCAGCCGACAUUGUAUUUUACAGUCAAAAUGUUAGAAUACAAUUAAACAUGUCGAACUUAAACUUGAAAAGGGAUAUAUAUCUUACAAUAAAUAGCAAGUGGGUGGGCACAAGUGUGGAUGAAUGGUUGUGUUCUGCAUUUUGUAAAUGUAAUACAGUACAUAGAGAUUACUUCCAAAUUCAAAAUACAGUAAUAGCAAAUAGUUACAAUAAACUAACUUCUAACAAAUUCAGUAUAUUAAUAACAAAUAACUAUAAACUCUUAAUACAGUACUGUACAAUAAAAAUGUUAAAUAGAAGUGCAUGCCAGCCUGUCAUAUUGUUGACACCUGGUCAGCUGUUUUGAUUUGUUGUUCUGGCUAUAAAACAGCAGUCAUAUAUCAACACCUUGUUUAAGUUCUAGUUUAAAAAAAAUUGGGAAAAUACUCGCAGAAUUCUCUCCUCCCAAAAUCUAUUUUUUGUUAACACUAAUUAAUGUGUUUUAGAAGGCUAUUUUUUGGAUGUUUCGUAAUCAUUUAAUAUAACAUUUUAGUUCUAUAUUGUACUGUAUUCCACAUGCAGUAAAUCAUUAAACUCCAGUAGAGAGCUGUCCAUUUUGUGUUUGGGAAACUCUAGUCAACACACAUGUUCUACCUUGAUUACUCAGUUUAAAUUUUUUAAGUCUGGGAUAGAUUUAACAUGUCUGCUUUCUCACCUAUAUGAAGUGUCACCUGUUAAAAUGUUCCUUACACUCUCGGACUUGAUAAUCGUCUAGGACUCGCCAAAGCGUUAUUUUCACAUAUUUAAUGUAGAGUUAGUGUUUACUACAAUUAUUGUAAGGAACCAGAUAAGGAAAUGUACAUAAUGGUGUUUUGUAUUUUUUUCUACCAUGCAGUGCAGUACAGUAUAUCAAUACUUUUGCACAGGGAUAUUUGCAUAUACUGUAACUUUUUUUUUUAUUAUAUAAUAUGACAGCAGACUGCUUAAUGUAUUUUUUUUUUUUUUUAACCUUUAUGUGACUAAUGAUUUCUUUGUUUAUAAUUAUGAACCUAAAAUGUUUGAUGUCCAAACCACACAUCAGAAAACGAAGAAACAACAUUUCGGUCUGUCCUGGACCAUUACCAAGUUGUAUAUUACACGCCCCGAUAAUGGUCCAAAAUGUCAUCAUUUCUUCAUUUUCUGAUGUGUGGUUUGGACAUCUUGUCUUCAGCUACGUUAUUGUGACAUUAUCUGAUUGCUUUUAUCAUAUGGUACGAGGAAAACAAAGCAUGCAUAAUAUAUUUAUUUUGUGAAUUUUGAAAUUGGAUGUUACAGUAUGCAGCAUCACACCACCUGCUUCUUAACAGGUUGACAUUUGUGGGUUAAAGAAACAGAGACAAUACAAUAUUAGGAAGUUUAUUAUAAAAGGAAACAGCCAAUUAAGCUGUAGAGUAUUAUUCAGAUUGCAAACUGUAAGUACUGGUAGUUAUCAAAAGGCACCAAGCCAGGACGUACAAAUUGUAGGUCAAGUUUUUUGCAAACAUUUUAUGAACUGCAAAAUGAGUUAAAAAAAAAUUCAGGUGAUAAUUUUAAGGUGAAUUCUUAUUGUAUAAAAAUAUCAAAGAAAAUUUAUACUAAAUAAUGUAUAUAUAAUUGAGAUGUUGAGGUAGUGAAAGUGCUAAAUUUGUGUUCAGGCGAGAUGUUUGCCCAGGACUGACGGAUGGCCAUUUUGAGCUUGAGUUUAGAGCUCGCAUCUUUUCCCUGAAGAUCCUCCUUUACUGUGUGCCAGAGGUUUUCGAUUGGGUUGAGAUCAUUAUGAAGGGUACCAUGCAGUCAUCAAACCACUUGGUGUCAGAUUUGGUGAUAUGAGCAGGAGCACCAUCCUACUGAAACACACCGACGUUUGUGAGCUUGAAGGAAUCUGACAGAUAUUCACAAAGCUGCUCCAGGUAAACAGCUUGUGCUGGGCUUGGGAUGUAUAACUCUCAAAACUCUGCAGGUAUGCUUGAUUCACUUCAAGGUUUUUGGGAAGCACUUUCAAGAAUAACAAGCUUGCUGAAACCCCUACCUAAGAAAAAACUCGCCAUAAGAAAACCAAGUGGCUUGAUUGUAAUGUUCCCUUCAUCAAGUAUGAGCUAGGUAACAGCCCAGAUCUCGACUCCAAUGAAACCCUCUGGCACAUAGUAAAGGAGGAUCUGCAGGGGAAGGGAAUUAUCAAGGGAAAGCACUACACCAUUACAAUUAUAUAGUACUUAGAAGGGAUCAGGAUUUGGGAUGGGAUGGGGAAAGGAAUGGAGCCCAAUGACUUGGACGGUUGGGAAUCAAAAACUGACGUGCAUUAUGCGUGACUGUCGCUUUACCUUCCAACCCAAGUGGUUGUGCACCGCAGGAGAAACGACGUGAGCUCUAAACCCAAGCUCAAGAUGGCCAUCCGGCAAUCCUGGGCAAACAUCUCGCCUGAACACACAAGAAAUUUGGUAUUUUCACUACCUUAAUGUCUCUAGGCUGUUAAGAAGAGAAAAGGCCACCCAAGCAAGUAUUAAAAGACUAAUACAUUAUUUACUAUAAAUUUUCUUGCAUAUUUUUUGUUGUGCAAGAGGGGCGAGAGCAGGAUGGUGCAUACUUUUGACCAGUACUGUACACUAUUCUCCUGUAAAUAAAAAUGGUAUAUAAUUCA
Molecule: messenger RNA, 5527 nt
Organism: Procambarus clarkii (red swamp crayfish)
Lineage: Eukaryota; Metazoa; Arthropoda; Malacostraca; Decapoda; Cambaridae
Gene: D2hgdh
Product: D-2-hydroxyglutaric acid dehydrogenase
Cellular component (GO): mitochondrion
Molecular function (GO): catalytic activity; FAD binding
Source: RefSeq, a predicted model, not a curated record